Messenger RNA from Phoenix dactylifera (date palm), 1704 nucleotides. The record is from RefSeq and is a predicted model, not a curated record. NCBI's taxonomy places the organism in Eukaryota, Viridiplantae, Streptophyta, Magnoliopsida, Arecales, Arecaceae.
UUAUCCCCUUGCUGCCGCCUCCUCGCUCCUCGCCGCUCGCCCGUUCUGGCCCUAUCAAGAAGCCGCGGGGGUCUCCAAUGGCGACGUUGCAGCACGUUUGCUCUGCCCCACUCGCACGUGCACUACGCUCCCGCGCCGCCUCCCUCGCCCCCUCGAGUCCCCCGGCUCGCUUGCCCCAACCGGACUCCUCUCGCGUGCUCCUCGGCUUGUCCGAGCCGGAGCUCCGGCAGCUCGCCCUCGACUUCGGACAGCAAAGCUAUAGGGGGAAACAGCUCCACCAUCUUUUAUACAAGACCAAGGCUAAAGAAAUCCCAGAUUUCAGCCACUUGCCUCAGGCGUUCCGGAAUGGUCUUCGCGAAGCUGGUUGGAGGGUAGGAAGAUCCCCUGUUCAUCGUGCUGUCUCUGCUGCAGAUGGCACCGUAAAGAUACUUAUAAAGUUGGAAGAUAACAGAUUAAUCGAAACUGUAGGGAUACCUGUUGAGGAAGAUAAAGGUUCAUUUCGCCUUACUGCAUGCGUAUCAUCACAGGUAGGGUGUCCCUUGCGAUGCUCAUUUUGUGCUACUGGAAAGGGUGGUUACUCAAGGAACCUCAAACGACAUGAGAUUGUUGAGCAGGUAUUGGCUAUAGAGGAGCUCUUCAGACAUAGGGUGACAAAUGUUGUCUUCAUGGGCAUGGGUGAACCAAUGUUGAAUCUGAAGUCAGUUUUGGAAGCACAUAGGUGCUUGAAUAAGGAUGUGCAAAUUGGGCAAAGGAUGAUGACAAUAUCCACAGUGGGUGUGCCCAACACAAUCAAGUUGCUGGCGUCACACAAGCUUCAGUCAACAUUGGCUGUCAGCAUACAUGCUCCAAACCAGGAACUUCGACAAAUGUUUGUUCCCAGUGCAAAGUCUUACCCCUUAGAUGCGUUAAUGGAUGACUGCAAGGACUAUUUCCUCCAAACUGGACGCAGAGUAACCUUUGAGUAUACACUUUUAGCUGGUCUCAAUGAUAGAAUAGAGCAUGCAGUAGAACUUGCAGAAAUGCUUCAUUCGUGCGGUCGUGGUUAUCAUGUGAACCUGAUACCUUUCAAUCCUAUAGAAGGUUCUGAAUACCGAAGGCCAUAUAAGAAAGCGGUUUUAGCUUUUGCAGCAGCCUUGGAGUCUAAAAAGAUAACUGUCAGUGUUAGACAAACACGCGGGCUUGAUGCUAGUGCUGCCUGCGGGCAGCUCAGGAACAACUUCCAGAAAAGUCCGUUGCUUGAGUCAGCAGCAGCUGAACCUCAACCCUUGCCCAUCUAAUCGUGAUGGUCCCUGGGACUGGUACCUGUCGGAAUCUUAGUUGAGGAUUUAAACGGGAAAUAGCCAUCUUUUAAAUCUGAAGAGAUAGAAGUAAGAUUGCCAUGCAAUUCUGUUUACUCGCAACAAAUGGCUUGAAGCCAAACUAAUGGGAGACACAACUGAAUUCUGCCAAUAAAUGAACAUUGGCUUGUCUGGAGACUUGGUGGAAAUGAUGAAGCUAAGAUUGGUCCAAGCAAAAGCUACUUAGGAGAUUCUCAGAAUUAGUGGGGCAUGUUGCUUUGUUAUCGAAGUUUUCUCACUAGCACAUCCCUAUUUCUGUAAGGUUCUUGUGUGACUUGAACGCUAUAUAUCCAAUAGAACCCAAAAUUUGAGAAUUGUAGUCUUUAACGUUUUAGUUUCUCCAAGCAAUCAUCUUAGUUUCAUCAAA